CUAUCUCUAUCUCUAUCUCUAUCUCUAUCUCGCGGUGCAAAGUGGAAAGUCAGUAUUGUGGAAUAUGCCAUUGUUAUGUUCCUCACAGACAUUCUCAGAUUCCAAAGUCGGUCUAACAUAAAUAUUUAUACAUAAUAAUAAAUUGCUUCCACAUGCAUGGUUUCCCUUUCUCUCUCUUGUUCUGCUGCCUUUUCUUCUCUCAGGAUCCCAGAGCUGGUGUGUGGUUUUGGUUCUCAUCAAGUUUGGUUCAAUUGAGAGGUCUUGAACUCAUUGAAGUGAAGUCAUUCAUGCAAUUUGAUGGGCUCUGAUAAGCAGUCUGCUGGUUUGUUAGAUUCCCUCAAAAUGGAAAGGGUCAGGACAAUUUUGACGCAUACAUAUCCCUACCCACAUGAACACUCACGGCAUGCUGUAAUUGCUGUUGUUGUGGGUUGCCUGUUUUUUAUCUCCUCAGAUAACAUUCAUACUCUAAUAGAAAAGCUGGACAACAAUAUCAAGUGGUGGUCUAUCUAUGGCUGUUUGCUUGGCUUCUUCUAUUUCUUUUCAUCUCCGUUUUUGGGGAAGAAACUCAAACCAAACUAUUCAAAUUUCAGUAGAUGGUAUAUAGCCUGGAUUUUAGUAGCUGCUAUAUAUCAUCUUCCUAGUUUUCAGUCCAUGGGAGUGGACAUGAGGAUGAAUCUGUCACUGUUUUUGACAAUAUUUAUAUCUUCAAUUCUAUUUCUUCUUGUCUUUCAUGUUAUAUUUCUUGGCCUUUGGUAUAUUGGACUUGUUUCGCGUGUGGCUGGAAGGAGGCCAGAGAUCUUGACCAUUCUUCAAAAUUGUGCUGUUCUUAGCAUAGCUUGCUGUGUAUUCUUUAGUCACUGUGGCAAUCGUGCCAUGUUGAAAGCUAGACCCCUAGAGCGAAGAAAUUCUGGUUGGUUAUCUCUCUGGAAAAAAGAAGAGAGAAAUACAUUGCUGGCAAAGUUUCUCCGAAUGAAUGAAUUGAAAGACCAGGUCUGCUCAUCUUGGUUUGCUCCAGUUGGAUCAGCGAGUGAUUAUCCAUUGUUGUCGAAAUGGGUUAUAUAUGGGGAGUUAGCUUGUAGUGGCCCAUGUCCAGGUUCAUCGGAUGAAAUCUCUCCCAUUUACUCGUUGUGGGCUACAUUUAUUGGCCUUUACAUUGCGAACUAUGUUGUUGAAAGGUCAACUGGGUGGGCGCUUACUCACCCUUUGUCAGUUAAAGAGCAUGAAAAGCUUAAGAAGAAACAAAUGAAGCCUGAUUUUUUGGAUAUGGUUCCUUGGUAUUCAGGAACAUCAGCUGAUCUCUUUAAGACAGUUUUUGACCUUCUGGUAUCAGUAACUGUAUUUGUUGGUCGCUUUGACAUGCGCAUGAUGCAGGCAGCAAUGAGUAAGGUUGAAGAGGGAGCUCAUGAAGGAGAUCUUUAUUAUGACCAUUUAAGCGAGAAGGAAGAUUUAUGGUUUGACUUCAUGGCUGAUACUGGUGAUGGUGGGAACUCAUCUUAUACUGUUGCAUAUUUACUUGCUCAGCCUUCAAUUCGGGUCAGUAAAGGUGAUUCUGUGCUUAACCUACCACGUGGAGAUCUAUUGCUCAUUGGAGGAGAUCUUGCGUAUCCUAAUCCGUCAGCAUUUACAUAUGAAAGGCGUCUCUUUCGCCCCUUUGAAUAUGCUCUCCAACCUCCAUCAUGGUAUAAACCAGAGCAAGUAGCUGCAAAGAAGCCUGAACUACUACACCUUGGGGUGUCUGAACUGAAGCGAUAUGAAGGCCCUCAAUGCUUCAUCAUUCCAGGAAACCAUGAUUGGUUUGAUGGACUUCAUACUUUCAUGAGGUACAUAUGUCACAAAAGCUGGUUGGGUGGGUGGUUUAUGCCCCAGAAGAAGAGUUAUUUUGCUUUGCAGCUUCCAAAGAAAUGGUGGAUAUUUGGUCUGGAUCUAGCAUUACAUAAUGAUAUUGAUGUCUACCAGUUUAAGUUCUUCUCUGAACUUACAAUGAAGAAGGUUGGAGAGAAUGAUUCUGUGAUAAUUGUAACACACGAACCCAAUUGGCUUCUUGAUUGGUAUUGGAAUGAUGUCUCUGGAAAUAAUGUGUCACAUCUGAUUUGUGACUAUUUGAAAGGAAGGUGUAAGGUUCGAGUGGCUGGUGAUUUGCAUCACUAUAUGCGUCAUUCAUAUGUUCCUUCGGAUGGGCCUGCUAACGUGCAACAUCUCAUUGUAAAUGGUUGUGGUGGAGCAUUUUUGCAUCCUACCCACGUCUUUAGUGAUUUCAAGAAAUAUCACGGUACUUCAUUUGAGAGCAGAGCUGCUUAUCCUUCUUUUGAAGAUUCAAGCAGGAUUGCAUUGGGAAAUAUUUUGAAGUUCCGAAAGAAGAACUGGCAAUUCGAUUUCAUUGGUGGGAUCAUAUAUUUUGUUUUGGUAUUUUCUACGUUCCCUCAGUGUAAUCUCAAUCACAUCUUACAAGCUGAUACAUUUUCUGGUCACUUGGGGAGUUUCUUCGGCACUGUCUGGAACGCUUUUAUUUACGUGCUGGAAUACUCUUAUGUAUCCUUAGCUGGCGUUAUUAUCUUGCUAAUUGCAGCAAUUUCAUUUGUCCCGUCAAAAGUGUCUCGGAAGAAACAGGUGAUAAUUGGAGUUCUUCAUGUUUCUGCGCACUUGGCAGCAGCUUUAAUUCUUAUGUUGCUUUUGGAACUUGGUGUUGAGACAUGUAUCAGGCAUAAAUUGCUUGCAACUUCAGGCUAUCACACAUUGUAUCAGUGGUAUCGAACUGUUGAGAGUGAGCACUUUCCAGAUCCUACUGGACUUCGAGCUCGUAUAGAACAGUGGACUUUUGGACUUUAUCCAGCAUGUAUAAAGUAUCUUAUGUCUGCAUUUGAUGUUCCAGAGGUGAUGGCUGUCACCCGGAGCAAUAUUUGCAAGAAAGGAAUGGAGUCACUUUCAAGAGGGGGCGCUGUCAUAUAUUAUGCUUCUGUCUUUCUCUAUUUCUGGGUCUUCUCAACACCCGUGGUUUCUUUGGUCUUUGGUAGCUACUUGUACAUAUGUAUCAACUGGCUUCACCUACACUUUGAUGAGGCCUUCUCCUCCCUUAGAAUUGCCAAUUACAAGUCAUUUACACGAUUCCAUAUUAAUCGCGACGGUGAUCUUGAAGUUUUCACCCUUGCAGUUGAUAAGGUCCCAAAGGAAUGGAAGUUAGAUCCUCACUGGGAACAGGAGCCAAAACAAGCGCAGCAGUGGAGUCACCUUCGAAAAUUUCCUAGCAAAUGGCGUGCAGCUGCUCCUCAUCAGGACCCGCUAAGCACGGUUAGAAUUGUUGACCAUUUUGUUGUAAGACAAACAGAUAAACCAGAUUUAGAAAUCAACGGGUCCGCCAGUCCCUGAUUUGGCUUCUCUAAUUUGUAACUUAUUGGAACUUCAUUAUUUAGGAAGCAAUGGAAGGAAGGGGAAAAAAGAUUAGUAUUGUUUGGAAAUUAUAACCAUUCUAGGUUUCUGCCUUCUGCA
Molecule: messenger RNA, 3483 nt
Organism: Tripterygium wilfordii
Lineage: Eukaryota; Viridiplantae; Streptophyta; Magnoliopsida; Celastrales; Celastraceae
Exons: 16
Coding region: 298-3363 (1021 amino acids)
Molecular function (GO): hydrolase activity
Source: RefSeq, a predicted model, not a curated record